This is a messenger RNA of Metopolophium dirhodum (rose-grain aphid), 1479 nucleotides long. RefSeq lists its product as uncharacterized. Gene Ontology annotation, molecular function: zinc ion binding; nucleic acid binding. The transcript has a single exon. Lineage: Eukaryota; Metazoa; Arthropoda; Insecta; Hemiptera; Aphididae. The record is from RefSeq and is a predicted model, not a curated record. The coding region runs from base 1 to 1479 and encodes 492 amino acids.
AUGUACACACAAAAAAUAAAAGAUGAUGUUAAUGGCACAGAGGCCUUGGAAACCUCAGGCCCGGCAGGUGUGGGUGAGCUCGCCACACCGGUCGUUAUCAGUAGCUCCGGAAAUGCGCAAUUGAAUACGGAACGGAAAAGUUGGAAAAAUUGGACAACGGACGUACUCAGGUUAAGAGGAGGGGGAGACCCCAAAUCUGAAACCGCAAACAAUGAUGAUGGCACAAAUGCAAGUGCAAGUGGUGCCAUGGCCGUAGACCAGAGUGACAGCAGAAGGAAACACAGGGGCAAUAUAGACAGUGUAGCCCUCUUGAAAGAAUUAAACAAUCACAUCGGGUGUAUUGAGCAAACAAUAAUUGUUGAAAGGAGUAAAAAGCUCACAGCAGGCCGUGCGGACAUUAUCGCCGGCAGACUAAAAGCUAUUAGGGAUAUACAUAGUGACAUCUGUAUGGAAAAUAGCAGGCUGAAAGGAGUCACCCAAUUUAGUGCGUCCGAGCUUAAGGGACUAUUGGACACAUUCUCCAGGGCCCAGGCCGAGAAGGGCAAGGAGAUUGAGGAGCUCCGCCUUGAGAAUUUAAUUCUCAAGGAAAGACUUGAAGAGGCAUCUAAAGGUGAGGAUCAAAACCAGGAGAAAAGAACUGUUACCUAUGCCACUAUAACAGGCACAAGUGCGGAGGUGGAUGCCGCUCCCAAACCAGCAGUGGUUAAACCCGCUAACAAUAAAAAACCAACCUCCAGAGCUUCCAAGAAAAAAGUCUUGGAGAAAUGCAGGCAGACAGAGGUUAAGACACGCUUUGUUGUUGAGGUGCCGCCGGGCAUGACGGUGGCCCAGGUCAAGACUGACCUGUGGCAAACAGUCCAAAGGAAGUUGCCAAACCCCAGGGCAAAAACAAUUAUACAGGGCAAUUCACUGAUUGUUCUACCGAACGACAAGCAGACGUUCGAGGUGUUGAAUAGGGUGAAUAAUGUAAGGGCGGUAGGGCCAAGACAGCCCAAGGUCAUCAUCUACGACGUAGAUGAUGACAUAGCAAGUAACCAGAUUGCCCACGGCAUUAUGGAGCAAAACCCGGAGCUUGAGCUCAGUCAAGAUGAUGUCGAGAGCAUGGUAGUUAGCCAUAAGCUGGGCCCUAGGGAUAAGGGUACUUCCCACUGGGUACUGGAGACCCACCCUAGCGUGCUCAAGAAGCUUGAAAAUAAGUCGGUCUUCCUUGGUAUGACCAGAUGUAGGGUCAGGUUGUACCAAAGCAUAACGCAGUGCUACAAGUGCCAGAAAUAUGGGCACACAUCGGCUAAAUGUAAACAGGAAACGUCCACCUGCAAACACUGUGCAGGGCCGCACGACAGUCGCGAGUGCAGCGACAAAGCCAACAAAAAGUGCAUAAACUGCAAAGGCCAGCACACAGCGUCAAGUGCCGCAUGUAAGACCCGUGAACAGGCAUUGCGAAGCCUACUGAGGCGAACGGAUUUCGGUACUCAAUGA